AUUCAAACCAAAACAAACACAAAUAGCCUGUUUCAGCCAAUUUUGAAUCCAUACGAUUUUAAAAUCAUUGCAUCCACAUACACUAAAUCCUAAUAUAAAUCUCCCAAAAGAAUUUCAAGUCAGCUUUCUUUUCAAUUUCGAAAGGUAACCAAACCGUUUAAUGGAUCCGACAACCGGAUUUUGUCGCCAGACCGGAAUUUACAAUUGCCUUACACCGACCAUCCCUUUGCCGCCAAUCAGUCAACCGCUUUCCGCCGCCGAAUUUUGUUUCUCAAUUUUCAACAGUACUUUCACCGACGGUGCCACCACUUUCUCCGUCAACACAACCACCGGAGAGGCGCUGUCUUACUCCCAAUUCGUUUCUCAAGUCCGUUCCCUUGCUUACUCUCUGCAACAACGUUACUCUCUUUCCCAACACGACGUCGCUUUCAUCCUUUCACCGCCUUCGAUUCAUGUCCCCGUGGUUUACUUCGCUUUGUUAUCGUUAGGAAUCGUCGUUUCUCCUGCAAAUCCACUCAGUUCCAAGUCGGAAAUUGCUCACCAGAUCCAACUCAGUAAACCAGUUGUUGCCUUCGUUACUUCAGAAACCUCUCAUAAAAUUCCUUCUCUUACACACGGAACUAUUCUCCUCGACUCUCCCGAGUUUCUCUCCUUGUUAACUCAAUCCAAUAUCGUUAACGGCCUCACAAAAAGUGUAAAGGUUAACCAGUCCGACACUGCUGCGAUAUUGUAUUCUUCAGGAACCACCGGCCGAGUCAAAGGCGUGAUGAUAACUCACCGAAACCUAAUCGCAAUGAUGACGGUGAUUCAUCACCAAAACACGAACCAAGGCCAAGGUAACGAGAAGCGGCCGCGGUCGGUGACGUUUUUCACGGUGCCUUUGUUCCACGUGUUUGGUUUCUUUAUGUUGUUGGCGGUGGUUCUGUUAGGUAAUACGGUCGUUUUGGUGGAAAGGUUUGAUUUCGAAGAAAUGUUAAGAGCAGUUGAGAAGUACAAGGUUACAGGCAUGCCGGUGUCGCCGCCGCUUGCGGUGGCGUUUGUUAAAUCGGACUUGACAAAAAAAUACGACUUGAGCUCCCUUCAAGGGCUUGGCUGUGGCGGCGCCCCGCUUGGGAAGGACAUUGCUAUGCGGUUCAAUGAGAAGUUCCCCGGCGUGUUAUUGGUGCAGGGGUAUGGGCUGACUGAGACCAGCGGCGGAGCAACCAGGGCAAUAGGGCCUGAGGAGGCAGGUCGGUACGGUUCGGUUGGCCGCCUUGCUGAAAACAUGGAAGGCAAGAUAGUUGAUCCUGAAACUGGUGAAGCAUUGCCUCCUGGGCAGAGAGGAGAACUAUGGUUGAGAGGCCCAACAGUCAUGAAAGGUUAUGUAGGUGAUGAGAAGGCAACAGCAGAAACCUUGGACUCAGAAGGGUGGUUAAAAACUGGUGACAUUUGUUAUUUUGAUUCUGAAGGGUUUCUCUACGUUGUUGAUAGGUUGAAAGAAUUGAUCAAAUACAAAGCCUAUCAGGUCCCUCCAGCUGAAUUGGAACAUUUACUUCAUUCCCAUCCAGAAAUUGUUGAUGCUGCGGUGAUUCCGUACCCGGAUGAAGAAGCAGGGCAGAUUCCCAUGGCAUAUGUAGUCAGGAACCCUGGAAGUAACAUUACACAGGCACAAGUCAUGGAUUUCAUUGCAAAACAAGUUGCACCGUACAAGAAGAUCCGACGAGUUGCUUUUAUAAAUUCAAUACCGAAAACUCCGGCAGGGAAGAUCUUGAGGAGGGAACUCAUUAAUCAUUCUCUAUCUAAUGGUUUAUCUAAAUUAUAGAACCAUAUAUAUAUGUGAGCACAUAUAAUCUUAUUAUAGUGGCGAACAUUGACAAUAGGCUUUGGUUUAUCUAAAUAAAAAACUUAUUUAAUCAUGAGUUCAAAA
This is a messenger RNA of Gossypium arboreum, 1906 nucleotides long. RefSeq names its product 4-coumarate--CoA ligase-like 9. Gene Ontology annotation, molecular function: CoA-ligase activity. The record is from RefSeq and is a predicted model, not a curated record. The transcript has 6 exons. Lineage: Eukaryota; Viridiplantae; Streptophyta; Magnoliopsida; Malvales; Malvaceae. Bases 161 to 1801 code for a protein of 546 amino acids.